Molecule: messenger RNA, 869 nt
Organism: Arabidopsis arenosa
Lineage: Eukaryota; Viridiplantae; Streptophyta; Magnoliopsida; Brassicales; Brassicaceae
Source: the annotation of a GenBank genome assembly
CUUCUCUAUAUAGAUAUUUUUGAUAGAGCAGAAAGAGAGAUGUCUAAGCUUAUGCAGAAUCCAGUGUUACAUGAACUGAAGAAGCAAGCUUCUUUCUUCAUCAAGGAAAAGAUCAAGACUGCUCGUCUCGCUGUAACCGAUGUCACUGCAGAAGAACUAUUGACAGAAGAAGUUACGGGCAGCGAUCACUCAUCCAUAGACUCACGUUCCAUGGCGGUCAUAACAAGAGCUUCUUUUGAGGUUGAUCAAUUCCAAAGAAUCGUGAAGAUUUUACGUCAAAGAAUGGUUAUGUUUGAUAGAAGGGAAUGGAGGGGCAUGUACAACACGUUGUCAAUGUUGAACCACUUGUUGCUCAAUGGCCCACUAAGUCUAUUCAAUGAGUUUCAACAUGAGAAGGUAAUUAUUGAAGAUGCCAUAAAGAUCGAAUGGAUUGAUGAGAGAGGGUUCGAUUGUGGUCUAAAAAUUCGAAACAUAGCCGAGAAAGUAUUAGGAUUGCUUGAAGAUGACAUGUUUCUUAAAGAUGAGCGAGAAAGAAACCGUAAGCAAAGCAUUGGUCGGAUCACAGGAUUCGGAAACUCGAGUUUCGUCAUACAUUCUGAAGCGAACAACAGACAAGACGGCUUGUUAAUGUUGAGUAACCAUCAAACUUGUGAAAAUGAUUGUAUCGCGGAUGAUCAUCCUUUCGUCGAGAAUGAGCACAAGACUGCUCCACUCUUGCUUUCUUCUUCGACUUGAGUUAGAUUUCCCUUGGUUGUAUUAUUAUGUUUAUAUGUAGAGACUCGUUUUCCAUUUUGAUAUGACUAUUUCCAAGUAAAUAUACUUAAAUCUACAAAUUACGUUGUAUACGUUAAUAAAUUAGUAAUGAACAU